This is a messenger RNA of Mya arenaria, 1344 nucleotides long. RefSeq lists its product as uncharacterized. NCBI's taxonomy places the organism in Eukaryota, Metazoa, Mollusca, Bivalvia, Myida, Myidae. The transcript is spliced from 4 exons. The record is from RefSeq and is a predicted model, not a curated record. The coding region runs from base 52 to 1344 and encodes 430 amino acids.
AAACCAACAAGUCAUUAUUAUCUUGUUCCCGGGGGCUUUAAAUGUCAAAAUAUGGUAAUUAAGUGUUCAGUAAUUGGUUGUUCGAACAGAAAGGAUCGCGAGAAAGACUUACAAUACUACAGAAUACCUGCAGUGAUCAAAAAUCAAGGUGAUGAAUGUGAGAGGCUAUCUACAAAUCGGAGACGACAGUGGUUAGCACAACUUGGGCAGAGCUUUGAAAACAAAAACAUAGAUAAUGUCCGAAUAUGUUCAGCUCAUUUUGUUAAAGGAAAGAGGGCAGACCUGUACGAUCAGCUCAAUCCGGACUGGAUUCCUACCAUUAACCUCAGGGGAUGUGCUACACCGAAACCACCAGUCCAUAUUGACAGCACAACUCCGUCUACCAGUCGUUACAAUCGCCAGAAAGACAGAAUACAGCGAAGAUUAGAUAUGUCCCAGUUUGCCACAGACACAGGCCCAAUGGAUGAAGAUUCUGAGACUCCAUGUUCUUCAACCCAAACAGACAUCAACGGGCAGUACAUAGAGGGAAUGAAACAUGAGAUUGAAGCACUCCAAUCUCAAAAUCAGCACUUGAAGUCUCAGCUAUCAGACAAGUUCUCAGAGAAAGACUUUGAAGGGAAUGAUGAAAAGGUGAACCACUUGACCGGUUUGUCAUCUCAUGAAACUCUGAUGUUGGUGUUAGAGUACCUCCUUCCCUAUUUGCCAUCUUCACUUGUUAUGACACAGUUCAAGAUGUUGAUCAUGACUCUUAUGAGACUAAGACUCAACUUGUCAGUGAUGUUCCUGGCAUAUGAAUUUGGUGUUUCUCAGGCGACAGUGUCACGAGUGUUUACCAAUGUAAUGGACUGCAUGUUUGCUAGACUACACCCAAUGGUACAUUGGCCUCAGCGAGAAGUGUUACAAAAGAAAAUGCCAAUGCAGUUUCGAAAAAACUUUGGGAAGAAAGUUGUUUCCAUUAUAGACUGUUUUGAAGUGUUUAUUGAAAAACCUUCUAAUUUGCAGGCUUCGGCAGAAACCUACAGCUCCUAUAAACACCAUCAUACAGUUAAAUUUCUUAUAGGAAUAACGCCUCAAGGAACUGUGUCUUAUAUUUCAAAAGGUUGGGGUGGUAGAACCAGCGACAAGAAUAUAACUGAACACUGUGGGUAUUUGAAUAAACUGUCUCCAGGUGAUUUGAUCUUAGCUGACCGAGGUUUUGAUAUAAGUACAAGUGUUGGCUCACUUGCAGCGUCGGUUAACAUACCAGCUUUCACAAAAGGUAGAGAUCAGCUGUCAGCGGCAGACAUUGAAUCAACAAGAAAACUUGCCAAUGUCCGAAUUCAUGUAGAACGGAACCAGUACUAA